CAUUACCUAAGGUGUAGCACUGGUUAACGCGUAAAGCGCGUGCGCUGCCUUGUUUCCAGAGCGCGCCUAUGUCCUCCCCGGCUCAGCCCUCAAGAUGGCCGGGAUCCCCUUGUAUUUUGUGGAUCUGCAGGAUGAUCUUGAUGAUUUUGGCUUUGAAGACUAUGGACCAGACUGUGAGAGCAUGAGGAUAAAUGCAUUCCUAGACAUUCCAGGGCAGGACAACCUCACGCCUCUUGCAAGGCUGGAAAAAUAUGCAUUUAGUGACAAUGUAUUUAACAGGCAGAUUAUUGCUAGAGGUCUGCUGGAUGUCCUGAGAGAUUUCAGCAGCAAUGAAGAAGACUUUCUUACUGUGAUGGAAAUAAUUGUGCGAUUGUCAGAAGAUGCAGAGCCUACAAUAAGGACUGAACUAAUGGAGCAAAUUCCUCAGAUCACCAUCUUUUUGCAGGAGAGCCGACCUCAUUUUCCCAGAGCAUUUUCAGAAUACCUCAUGCCCAUUGUUGUUCACUACCUCAAAGACCACAAUAACCAGGUCAGGAAGUCAUGCCACGAAGCUUUGCUGAUCUUGCUGGAGCAAGACCUGAUCAAUCAAAAUGAUUUGGAAAACAAGGUUUGCCCUAUUUUACUUGAACUUUCAGCUCCUGAAAUUGACAAUGAGCACAAAGUGGAGGCAGUAAACAUCAUUUGUAAAACGAUUUCUAUGUUGGGAAGGCAAACAGUGGAACAAAUGUUACUUCCACGGUUUUGUGACCUCUGCAGUGAUGCAAAAUUGUUCCAAGCUCGAAAGGUUUGUGCAGCAAACUUUGGAGAUGUUUGCAGUGCUGUUGGCCAAGAAGCCACGGAAAAAUUCUUGAUCCCAAAGUUUGUGGAGCUGUGCUCUGACAGUGCAUGGGGAAUGCGCAAAGUGUGCGCAGAAUGCUUUAUGGCAGUCUCCUACACAACAUCUAGUGAGAUCAGACGGACAAAACUUUCUCCACUCUUCAUAAACCUAAUCAGCGACCCUUGCAGAUGGGUUCGUCAGACAGCAUUCCAGUCUUUAGGUCCGUUCAUCUCAACAUUUGCCAAUCCAUCCAGUGCUGCACUGUAUGUAAAAGAUGAUGGGUCACUGAGCAUCAAACCUCCACCUCCUAUAGAAGAUGUGUCCUCUUCAUGUGUCAGAGACUCCACAGAAUUAGCUGAAAGCCCUGGAAAUCGUGCGAAUGCCACACCUGAUAAUGCGGAUAGCAACAAGCAUUUAGAGAGAUGCACUAUAUAUAGUACUGAACUGAAUCAUGAUAAGGUUGAUGCCACGUGCAGUGCCAUAGAAGAUGAUGCCAUGAGCCACUGCAAUAAAUUUCAUGCCAACUCUAUCCAAGGCGAAGCACGAGUAGGAGAUGUAUUUAACUCUUUCAAUUUCUGGCGCAGCCCUUUGCCUGAUAUAAGUGAAGAGCUGGAACUGCUCCAUGUAGAAAAAGCCAAGGAUUCUAAACCGAGUUCCAAAUGCAAUCAAUACUUAGUCAGCAGUGACAUAAAAAUGGUGAUCCAGAGUUUGCAGGGACACAUGGACGAUCCAGAUGUUCAAACUCAAAUUGAGGUACUAUCUGCUGCCCUUCGAGCUGCUGAGCUUGACACGGUAAACCAGGAAGAAAUACAAAAUGCACAGCAGGAAGAUUCUUCAGCAGAUAUCUGCCCUAAAUAUCCAGCUUUGCCAGAACCAGAACGAGAGGAACCUAGUAUUGUAAAACCUGUUGAAGACACAAUGUCCAGUUGUGAACUCAGCGUUUCCAUUGAAUAUGAUCAGGAAGACCAAAACCUAGAUAGUUCUGAUGAAGAAAGGCCAAAAAUUCAGGAUGUUGUGCCGCAGCCAUUAUUAGACCAAUAUUUAUCCAUGACUGAUCCCGUCCGUGCCCAGACGGUGGAUACGGAAAUAACAAAACAUUGUGCAUACAGUCUUCCAGGUGUGGCAUUAACUCUAGGAAGACAGAACUGGCAUUGUCUGAAAGAAACAUAUGAAACCCUAGCCGCUGAUGUUCAGUGGAAGGUACGCCGGACGUUGGCAUUUUCAAUCCAUGAACUGGCUGUCAUUCUUGGAGAUAAAUUAACAGCAGCUGAUCUUGUUCCAAUUUUCAAUGGCUUCCUAAAAGAUCUAGAUGAAGUCCGAAUUGGUGUCUUGAAGCAUUUAUAUGACUUUCUCAAGUUGCUCCAUACAGACAUCAGGCGAGAGUACCUCUACCAGCUGCAAGAAUUUUUAACAACUGACAACCACCGGAAUUGGAGGUUCCGUUAUGAGCUGGCUGAGCAGCUUAUCCUGAUUCUGGAUUUGUAUAACCCAAAAGAUGUGUAUGACUACUUAAGGAUUCUUGCAUUGACCCUGUGCUCAGAUAAAGUGUCAGAGGUCAGAUGGAUUUCUUUCAAACUGGUGGUGGCAAUAUUACAGAAAUUUUAUGCAAAUGGGGAAAAUGAAUUGGGUCUUAAUUUCAUCAAUGAACUAAUUGUGCAGUUCAGACACUCUUCCAAGUGGGUGGCUCGUCAAGCAUUUGCAUUCAUCUGCCAGGUAAUAGUGCAGGAUGAAUGCAUUCCAGCAGAGCAGUUUGCUACACAGUUGCUUCCCAACCUACUUAGUCUUGCAUCAGAUCCAGUGCCCAAUGUUAGGGUAUUGCUUGCUAAGGCACUGAAACAAACCUUGCUAGAAAAACCAUAUUUCACCAGCCUGGGAAACCCACAUCUUGAAAAUGUUGAGAAAACUGUACUAGCAAUGCAAUUGGACAAAGACCAGGAUGUGAGAUUCUUUUCCGGAACACAGCCAAAACGGCAUGUGAACUCAACUCCUAUAGAGCAAUCUGUUGAUUAAUUCUCUUUUUCGGUGCAUGUUGCAAUCUGAUCUGUCCAGGUUUUUUACUGUACCUAGAUUUGUUGUAGCCAUGAACUUUUGAAACCUUUUUUUGUUGGCAGCAAAAGAUGGAUCAAUAGCAUGUAAUGCACUAUAUAUCAUAUAUGUAUAUAUAUAUAUAUAUAUAUAUAUAUAUAUAUAUAUAUAUAUAUAUAUAUAUAUAAAUAAAUAGUAUUUAUAACAGCUUUAUUUUAAAAAGCCACAGACAAAAAUUAAAUGUAACAAUUUUCACUAGUGGAUUUCCACACAUUAAUUCACUUCAGAUGAUAAUGCAUUUAACUAUUCCAUUCAGGUACAAAGGGCUCUCAACUAUUAUCAAAAUCAAUUCAGUGUUUUUAUUUUAUGUAAAUACAUGUACAAGAGGGGAAAUGUAAACUAUCUGCUUCUUUAAUAUGUUUUUAAAUAUUUUAUAUUUUUUUUAAAACAAAAACAAAAGAAAGCAUCAAAUCCUGUGGAUAACGUCUCUGAAAGGGGUUUUUAAAAGCAAAAGAAACAACCAUAUUUUUUUUCAGAUAUUGGCAGUCCGUAAUAUUCAUUUUCUCCAUUGUUUAUAGACAUCAAUGCUAUUCUUAAUAAAAAAAAAGUAAACCUAAAGCUUAAACCUUAAAACAUUUUAAAUGGGACUAAUUUUAACUUAAAUGAAACAAAUCUUCCUCAAAUGCUUUUUAAAGCAAAUAAAAAUUGUUGACUUUCACUGCAAUAA
Molecule: messenger RNA, 3569 nt
Organism: Bombina bombina (fire-bellied toad)
Lineage: Eukaryota; Metazoa; Chordata; Amphibia; Anura; Bombinatoridae
Product: serine/threonine-protein phosphatase 4 regulatory subunit 1
Exons: 20
Coding region: 95-2827 (910 amino acids)
Biological process (GO): protein dephosphorylation
Molecular function (GO): protein phosphatase regulator activity
Source: RefSeq, a predicted model, not a curated record